Messenger RNA from Nicotiana tabacum (common tobacco), 2523 nucleotides. RefSeq names its product pentatricopeptide repeat-containing protein At5g43790. NCBI's taxonomy places the organism in Eukaryota, Viridiplantae, Streptophyta, Magnoliopsida, Solanales, Solanaceae. The record is from RefSeq and is a predicted model, not a curated record. Gene Ontology annotation, biological process: RNA modification. Gene Ontology annotation, molecular function: protein binding; zinc ion binding; RNA binding.
ACAUUUCGGCCCAUCUACUAGGCCCACAAAUGAGAAUGGUGGAGAACUGACCAACGGUUCCUGCGAUUUUCAGUUCAUCGGCAAAACCCUUACAUCUUUCUCUGUGUAUGUAGUAUUUGUAUUUGUUCGUGAUUUUACACCCAAAGCAGGGCUUAACUAGGGCUCUCACCCAUAACCAUGUCUUCUACACUCGAAAUCGAAGCUCGAGAGUAAUCACCCAGAACCCAGCUCGUUUAGCAUCCUUUUCCGGCGAGUUUUGAGUUUUCCGACUGAGUUUCGAUGACUAUUUCUACUGGUUCCUUGUCGAAGUCCGAUCGAGGUUUCGUUUUGAGGUGGCUUGAAUCCGUCGAGCUGGCUGUCCGAGGUUCUGUUCCAGCUCUAGCCAAUCCGUCGCUUAUCAAGGUCCUAUCCGUUUGAUUCGAUUUCACGAAACUGAGAUGUGGGCAUGAUCUGAAUUGUUGUUGAGUUCUGUCGUGCGGUUAAUCCUGUGCAAGUGCACCAUCAAAAGAAGAAAUCUCAUUUUGCACUAGUGACUUGUGAAAGGUAAUGUUUGUCUCACAAAGCUUCGAGCACAUCACAUGAAUACAUUGAGCCCAAAAUCUGUCCACCCAAUAUUCAAACUCAUAGAACAAUGCAAAAACAUAGCCACUCUUAAGCAAGUGCAUGCUCAAAUGAUCACAACUGGGCUUAUUCUCCACACUUACCCUCUCAGUCGCAUACUUAUUUCGUCUUCCACCCUAGCUGCCACCAACUCCUAUGCGCUAACCAUUUUCAACCAAGUAAGCAAUCCAACAAUUUUCCUUUUCAACACCCUCAUCUCAUCAUCCCUUGCUAGGAAAGAUGAUCAACUUCACUUUUCCUUAGCUCUUUACUCUCGUAUUCUCACUCAAACCACUCUCAAGCCCAAUAAUUACACCUACCCCUCUCUUUUUAAGGCUUGUAGUUCUCAACCAUGGCUUCAACAUGGCCGCGCCUUGCAUACCCAUGUCUUGAAAUUCCUUGAACCACCUUAUGAUCAUUUUGUUCAAGCCUCGUUGCUUAAUUUCUACUCCAUGAGUGGUGAAUUGGGGGUUGCAAGAUUCCUCUUUGAUCAAAUCACAAGACCAGAUUUAGCUUCUUGGAACUCCAUACUUACAGCUUAUGCCCAUAAUACUUCUGUUCAAUCGGAAGCCAGUUUUGAUAAUGCUUAUGAUAGCACUAAUUUGUCAUUGGAAGUUUUGCUUUUGUUUAAUCAAAUGCAGAAAUCUUUGACCAGUCCUAAUGAAGUUAGUUUGGUGGCGUUGAUUAGUGCUUGUGCUGAUUUGGGUGCGCUUAGUCAGGGGAUAUGGGCUCAUUCUUUUGUGCUUAGGAAUGGCCUCAAGCUCAACCGCUUCGUUGGCACAACUUUAGUCACCAUGUAUGCAAAUUGUGGCCGUCUUGAUAUUGCUCGACAGUUGUUCGAUCAAUUGUUCGAAAGAGACACGUAUUGUUAUAAUGCCAUGAUUAGAGGACUUGCAGUGCAUGGCCUUGGGCUGGAGGCUCUUGACCUUUUCGAGAAAAUGGAAUUAGAAGGUUUGGUUCCUGAUGAUGUAACUAUGCUAGUUAUAAUAUGUGCUUGCUCUCAUGUGGGGUUGGUUGAUCAAGGCUGCGAAUUUUUUGAGUCAAUGAAGGAGGAUUAUGGAAUUGAGCCUAAGCUUGAGCAUUAUGGGACCUUAGUGGAUCUUUUGGGUCGAGCAGGCCGGGUGAAGGAGGCUGAGGAAAUAGUUCAGACCAUUCCUAUGAAGCCAAAUGCAGUUCUUUGGAGAUCUUUACUUGGAGCUGCUCAUGUUCAUGGUAACUUAGAGGUAGGUAAAUCAGCAUUAAAACAGUUGAUACAGCUAGAUCCAAAGACUAGCGGGAAUUAUGUGUUGUUAUCGAAUAUGUACGCUAGCUUGAACAAGUGGGAUGAUGUGAAAAAUGUAAGGAAAUUGAUGAAAGAUCAUGGAAUCGACAAAGCUCCUGGUAGUAGCAUUGUCGAUAUUGAUGGUGCUAUGCACGCGUUCCUUAUUGGCGAUAAGACUCAUCCACACGCUAAACGGAUAUAUCUGAAGCUAGAUGAGAUGAAUAGAAGGCUGCAAGAACAGGGUCAUAAGUCAGGAACAAGAGAAGUGUUGUUUGACAUUGAAGAAGAAGAGAAGGAAGAUGCGCUUUCAUACCAUAGUGAAAGGUUAGCCAUAGCUUAUGCUCUUAUUGCAUCUAAUUCUGGUGCCCCUAUUAGAAUCAUAAAAAACCUAAGGGUCUGCAGUGACUGCCAUGCAGCUACUAAGCUUAUUUCAAGAAUUUAUGAGAGGGAAAUUAUAGUAAGAGAUAGAUCUAGGUUUCAUCACUUUAGAAAUGGGACUUGUUCUUGUUUGGAUUAUUGGUAGAAUUUCUUGUACUUUGUGUUAUUUGGAACAACAUAUAGUUUACUUAGUCCGGAAAAAAAAAGUAAAUUAAUGUUCCAUUUCCUUGUGAUCUUGCUUUUGGUGAAAGAUGUAUAAAAGUAAAUCUACUGUGUUAAACUUG